AUGAGUUUAAGACAAUAAACAUUAACUCAAUCCUUGGUUCCAGCUACUAAUGAAGUAAGAAAAGCUCCACAAACUAGAACAAGAGGAGGAGCUAAAAAAGAAAUAGAGCUUGCUACUCCAAUUACUGAAUUUGUCAAAGGAAAGGAAACAAGAAAAAAAAAAUUAAAUGGUAAAAACUCUAAAAUUGAUGAUUAUUAUGAUAUCCAUGGAAAUGACAAAACCUUUAUCUCGCAUGAUAUUGAUAAUGAAAAAGAUCAUAACCAAUCAAGCAUAUCAACUGCCUCAACAAAUACAACAAUAGAUUAUGAAAGAAUUAAUCAUUUAAAGAGUAUCAAAUUAGCUUCUGAUUUUAGUUAAAUUCCUUCUGGAAACACUAUAACUAUUGGAGGAAAUUCUAAUAUUAUGUAAGUCGAAGAUAAGCCUUUGCAAAUAGAUAUUUAAGCAAAUUAAAAACCUGCUAUCGACUUUAAACAAUUUUUAGAUGAGUAACAAAAGCAAAAACUCAAAAAAGAAGAAGAAUUGGAGUAAUAAAAAUAACAACAGCAGUAAAAAAAUGCUAAACUACUCUAAAAUUUUGAGAAUUUAAAAAAGAAAUCUGCAUUGUCUAAUAGCACUACAGAUUUAAUAUCAAAAAUUUUAAACAAAAAUAAAACUUAAUAAGACAAACCCGAUAAUAUUUAAAAUUUCAAUAAUCUUUCUUCUGCCAAAAAGAUUGAUUUGAUUGAAGAAAAGCUUCUUUCAACACUUAAAAUGAAUUCUUCUGUUGAAAAGGAUUCAAGCAAAAUAAUGGAUGCUGCUGAUUAAAUUUAAAAAUUAAAUCAAAAAGUUGAGCAAUCCAAUAAAAUGAUUGAUGAAAAAGAAGAAAUAUUUGAACUUCAAACAUAAAAGUUGAAUUAAGUUGAUUCAGAAAUUGAAAUUACUAAAUAAGAAGAUAAAGCUGAAAGUAAAUUUGAAUAAAUUUUAUAGACAGUUUAAAAUAAUGAAAAAGCUCAGAAAAUUCUUGCUGGACCAUCAAUAAAGCAAAGAUAUGAGGAUUUAUUGAAAGGUGAUCAACAAGAAUUUGCCUUACCCUACAAAUACAAGGUGCUUUUAGAAACUUUUUCAAAGUUUGAUGAGUGUAUAUAAUUCUUUAAAGAUAGAAACAAACCAACUUUAUUCAAAGAUCUUAAAUUUAAUCUGGAACAAACUAUGCGUGCCACUAUCUCCCUUAAACAGAUUUAGUAAAUUAUUCACUUGUACCCCUAAGCUUACUAGUUAAAGUGGGUCUAAAAUAAAUAAGCUCAUGAAUAAUUGGAUUUAUUAGUUAAUUCUGCCUGUGAUGAAAACGAUAACAGAGUUGUUUUAACUAAAGCAGAUCGUUUAUAAAAACUUAGAAAUUUACUUGUUGAAAAGGUUAAAUAUUUCCAUAACUUGUACCUCAAAUCUCAAGCUAGAGAGCAUUUAGAGCAAGAGUUGUUAGAUAACUUUAGAUGGCAUGAUGAUUUCAAGUUAUAAGAUGUCCCCAAUUUAGAAGAAUAGGCUCUACCAUUGAAACCUUUCGAAAUUAAAGUUGAACCUCUAAAAGAAACUUUGGAAAAGAAUUAAGUAAAAAACGAUAUAUUGGCUCGCUUAAUGAAAUCAAAGGCUGAAGAAUAAGAAGAAAAAGAAAAACAAAGAAAAGAGCUUAUUGAAAAGAGUCUUUAUAUUUCCACAAAAGAAAAUAAGACAGGCUUGAGUGAUCGUCUUUACCAGCUUAUCAAGGCUAAAGAAGAAAAAAUUAAUGAGGAAAAACUUAGAUAAUCUUUAUCUAAAGGAACUGAAAUGCAGAGAAGAAUUCCUGAAAUCAAAAAAGUUGUUGAAAUUAUAAUGGUUUAUUACAUCUAACGUAAAGUAUCAAACAUGUUUUAUGCCUCUAUUGUUGAUUAUCUCACUUAAUCAAGCAACAUCAUCAUAUCUAAAAGUUCUGCAAUAGAAAUGAUUGAUUAUCUCAUAUAAAACUGCCCCUUCUGGAUAACUCUCAUCCCAAAUAAAUAAGGAAGCAUUAUUAGAAUUGACAAGAGUGUUGCCCUUUCUAAAAUCCUGGCAGAAAUUGAAAAAAUUGAAAGCUGA
Messenger RNA from Tetrahymena thermophila SB210, 2088 nucleotides. RefSeq names its product DNA replication factor Cdt1. The record is from RefSeq and is a predicted model, not a curated record. Gene Ontology annotation, biological process: DNA replication preinitiation complex assembly; mitotic cell cycle; regulation of DNA-templated DNA replication initiation. Lineage: Eukaryota; Ciliophora; Oligohymenophorea; Hymenostomatida; Tetrahymenidae. Gene Ontology annotation, cellular component: nucleus. The transcript has a single exon. Gene Ontology annotation, molecular function: DNA polymerase binding; DNA binding.